This is a messenger RNA of Papaver somniferum (opium poppy), 906 nucleotides long. RefSeq lists its product as uncharacterized. Lineage: Eukaryota; Viridiplantae; Streptophyta; Magnoliopsida; Ranunculales; Papaveraceae. The transcript is spliced from 4 exons. The coding region runs from base 1 to 906 and encodes 301 amino acids. The record is from RefSeq and is a predicted model, not a curated record.
AUGGAAACUCUAGAAUUUCCUUCUGAAUCUGAAAUUACAGCUUCAUCAGCUCUUCUCAGUCUCUCAUCAUCAACUCAGAAAUCUUCUACAACUAAUUAUUGUUUCAUCUCUUCGAUUUAUACUCCAUCUUCUUCGUCUUCUUCAAGGUUUAACAAUGGUAUUAAAAAGAUCUUCAACAACAGCAGAAAUGAAGAAGCUAAGAAUAAGUCGUCGUCGUUCAUCAGUGAUUCAAAAUCUGAUUCUUCUUCAGCUUUGACAACAACUAAUUAUGAAGAAGCAGCUAAUAUUAUUUCAUCUGAAGAUUCGGUAUCACCGACAUCUGAUAACCCACUAAGAUUUCUCUCAGUUGCAGCUAAUUUUAAUGAAUUAAGUAACCUCAAGGUGGUGAAGAAAAGCCGAACAAAAAUGUAUAAGAUCUGUGAUAUUCAAAACAAGAACUACAGGGCGGCGGCGGUGGCACCAUUAAAGGAAACUUCAAGGUCCGAGUCGGCUACAUCAACAGUAUCAAGUGAGACGAGUGUGGUGAGCCGUCAGUCGUAUGCUUUUGACAGGAGCUGUCACACUGCAAGAAAGAAAAUAAGAAUGAUGAUGAAGAAGAGGCGGAGGAUUAUGAUGACAACCCCUCCUGAAUCUCCUGAUAAUAAUGUUAUUAAUGCUUCUAUUCCCAGUUCCAGACCUAGUCCUGAAUUAUUAGUUAUCCCAUCAGCUUAUAUCUUACGCCGAGCUGAAGCCAUACUCAAGGUUCUCUCCGACAAUACUGCUGCUUCAGAGACUGAGAUUCGUCAAGUACUUGGUGACAACCCUACCACCAGUAAAGCUCUAAGAUUGUUGUUGAAGGGAAAAGCAGUCAAAAGAUCUGGUGCAGGAGGCUCUAGGGAUCCUUAUGUUUAUAUGGCACGUUGCUGA